GGUUUAAAUCAAAGCCAAGUGUGUCGAUGAAUGGAUUUGUUUGUCCACCAAUGACAACAUCUAGAUCCAGAUACUUGACCUAAGACCUCAGUAUCCCACGGACCAUGGAGUACAACAGAGCUCUGGUGUUGUUACUGUGUUUAGCUGCGCACUGUACCGCAUCUGCAAUUUUCUCAAAAGAUGGAAAACUAGCGGACGAAGAACUUUUGGAUAAAUCAGAAGUCAAUGAUUUGCAGCAGAAAGUGGACACUCUUUCAACCGUUAUUCUAUCUAAAGACAACCAAGAAGACUCAAGUUCUUCCCAAGAGACUGAGUCAAGUGAAGAAAUUAAAACCUUUUCAAACGGUACAAAAAGUUCAAGCUCUAGCAGUUCAAGCAGUUCAAGUUCAAGUUCAGAGAGUAACGAGAAAACAAAGGGAAAGAAAGUAGUAAAACGAUCUCUAGAUUCUACAUCCGACUCUGUAAACUCGUUAGGACAAAAUAAUCAGACAUUAAAAAAUAACGAACAAGAAAAAAACAGGACCUUACAUUCAGAGCCAGUUUUACCUGUAGAAGUAGAAAAUCACAAUGAAGAAGAUCCAGAACCGACUGUUGUUGUUGAAACAACCACACAGAAAGAUCCUGAACCUACCACAGAGCCUGAACAGAAUGGCACAACAGAAACCGACCAAGCUGAAACUACAACAGAAACAGAGGCUAGCGAAACGACUGAGACAGCUGAAACCGAUACUCAACCGACCACUGAAACUGAAUCUGAAACAACCACAGAGGUAAAUCCUAGUACCACUCCUGAAUCUUCUUCGACGACUGAAAGUGAAACAUCAGAGAAAACACCUGAAUCAUCUUCAGAAGAUGACGAUGAGGAACUUCCAUAUUACAGCCCAAGCAGCACUGCGACGCCUGAAGCUGCUACGCCAGAAAACAAAGAAAAAUCAAUGAUAGAGUUUACAAUGGACAAAGUGAACAAACUAAGCGACCAGAUAAGGUUGGUUCUGAUCACUUACAAAAAGGUCGGAGAAGUAGUAAUUCCAGGGCAGAGCUUUUUUCCAGAGCCGAUGACAAUGCAAGACUUCAGGCAAUCACUCUCGGUCGGCACGAUGGAUUUCAAAGACAUGAAAGUUUACGGCCUUUCCAAAUUUACGGUGGAACAUAUAAACACAGAUGUGGACAGAAUGCAGGUAUACAUCCUCCUUCACAUGAAGAGAUUGGUGAUUCUCGGCAAUUACACUCUACGAUCGUUCUUCACCAGAGCGGCAGGACCGUUCAAUGUCACUCUUCUCGAUGUAGAUUCAGAAGGCGUUGCUGAGAUCCAAACAGCUGCUGAAGGAUAUCUAGAAGCCGCUGACUCUCAAAUGGACAUGAUUACGAAGGACAUGAGAAUAGACUUCAAAAACCUCGGCUUCUUGGGUUCCAUGUUCCAAGGAGCAGUCAGCGCGGUGGGGGACGCUCUGUUCAACAGCAUCAAACCACAAAUCCUCGAGAGAGUCAACUCAGUCAUCAGAACCGACGUCAACAAGAAACUCAAAGAGUUCUCGACAAAGUUCAUCAACAAAGUGAACCCCGUGGAUUUAGCUUUCUCCGAGGGGCGAAGGUAUUGCAAGAACGCCGGUUACGACCCGUAUAACAUCAACGACCACACCUUCUUGCUUGGAGGUCUGGUGUACGUCAACAUCACAGACUUCUGGGUGGAGGGGUUGUCCCGUUUCCACCGGGUCGGCAAUCUGUCGCUAUCCAUGGACGCGGGAGUGAUUGAAAUCGGCAUUCACGUAAUGACAGGAAAACUCUCUGGGCAGUGUCAAUGGAGUGGACAAACAUUCGGAAUAGUGAAAAGCGGCAAAACCAACUUCACCGUGGACCACCUACAAGUCAGGGCGAUUGUGCACCAAUCUCUGGAUGUAAGGAAGAAACCACAACUGUUCGACUUGGACCUUGAACUGGGAUGGGUAAAGGUCAAGAUGAACGAACCGAUGACACUCACUAUGAUGAUCGAGGGAAUAAUAAACGCGUUCCCAAGACUGAUACGGCACAUAAUAGUCGACACUCUGGAACAACCUUUGAAGGAGAAAAUACAGGAAAUUCUAGAUAAAAUCAACGUAGAAUCAAUCGUCGAUGAAAACCUGCCUCGACUGGAUACCUUCGGCUUGUGAGCUCAGAGAUGUGAUUAGUCAAUUGAUGUGAUUGGUUCAUUAAUCUGUGUGUCAGUCAGGAAACAAACAAUUAUUGUCACUCGUUGAAAUUGAUUGUUGGCCAGAGAAACUAGAACAAGUUUGGUCUACAUUGAACUAGUUUUUUUCUUCUUGGACUUUAUCCUGUAGUGGAACAGUUGGGUAAUGUUUAAGUAAAAGAUUACCAAUCUAAUGAUUUUGUCCAAGACUCAAAAUGGUUAUCUACAUCUAUCUUAAUUAGGUUAAUUAAUCAGUGAAACCCACAAUAAUUUGUUAUUAAAUGUACACUAAAACCAAACCAAGUAACAACAAGCUCAAACAAGUCAAAACAGUUAGAAAAUAUUGUUUUACAUUUCAAAUAUAAUGUAGAAGUAUUCAAUGCUUGUAAACUCUGUAAUGUAGUCUCCAGUUUAUUUUAUUUAAUUGACAUAUUUUUUACGUUAAAGGAAAAACCUGCAGUAUUAUAACAAUGUUAGUAGUGAUUUUAAACAGAAGGGUUGAAAAACAUAAAUUAUAAAAAGUGUAUGGAUAAAAAUUUGUGCUGUACAGUUAUGAUAAAGGUAAACCCCAUUUUCAUGUAACACGCCAAAAUAAAGUAUGAUAAAAUAGGUUGUUAACUAA
Messenger RNA from Macrosteles quadrilineatus (aster leafhopper), 2786 nucleotides. RefSeq lists its product as uncharacterized. The transcript is spliced from 4 exons. Lineage: Eukaryota; Metazoa; Arthropoda; Insecta; Hemiptera; Cicadellidae. The record is from RefSeq and is a predicted model, not a curated record. Bases 105 to 2147 code for a protein of 680 amino acids.